UAAGAGAAGUACCAAAAAAGAUGUUUCAUUGGCUGCACAUAUGUCAACCAAAUGCUGUGAGGCCGUGUGGAACUUGGCAGAAUCCUUGCAGCAAGAGAUUGUAGUAACAGAGCUUCCUAUGUUGGAGGCUUGGCCUAAGAGCUUUGAGGCAUCAAGGCCCACUGAUGACAACAUUGCCUUGUAUUUCUUGGCCUGCAAAAUGAGGCAAGAAGAUGCAGACCUGGAGCAACUAGUUAAGGAAGUUGUGGAGAAUAAUGUAGUCUUACAAGCUGUUAUUGGCGAAGCUGAGAUGCUGAUAUUUCCUUCCAUUCUACUGCCUGAGCAACACCAAACCUUCCAAGGGAAACCCUACCUGUGGGCAGUGUUCAAGCGUAGAAAAAUUAAUGUUGCCACAGUGGAACCGAAGCAACAUGGCAAAGGCCGUUGUGAGGAUGAGAUGGGAAAACAACAGGAAUCACAUUCCAGUGUAGACAAGGAGGGUCACAGCGUUGCACGGUUAAACACAGACACUGAACCUGAAGCUCCGGAAGAAAUGGAGCUGGACCAGAAUCCCUUGUCAGCUCGAGUCAACACGCCGAGUCCUGCUAGAGAUCCUACCAUGAAUGCUACAACGUCUGCACACCAUGGACAGAUCCUCUCGAACUUGGCGGUUCCUACAGGAGCAGUGUUCGGUUUUGUGGUUCAGGGAAAUCCGAGAAUCGAACAUCUCAUCCAAGAGAUGCAACGUGAAGGCGCUGUUGUAGUUGCAAUGCGAGGGGAGAUGAUAGGGCCAGGUCUUGGCCAGGCAGAAGCUAGUGGCAGAGAGGAAGACAAGAAGCCGCCAAGCUCGUCCUGAACUUGUUGCCAUGGUGCAAAGGUGAUCUGGGCCUUUAGCUGUUCUCUGCGAAGUAGCUUCAGUUGUGCUGGACGUAUUGUUGCUAGGCAAAGAAAUUGAUUCAGACCUCAGCCCUGGUCGAUGCUUGCAUGCACCACUGUCUGUUUGAAGGAAUCCUGCUCAUAAGGUUCAGGCUUUUCCAUCCCUGGUAGUUUUCCGAGUCAGUUGUUUAUCCCUGGUAGUGUUCAACUCAGUAGUGUAUCCUGGUAUUCUGGUCAAGUGGUUCCCAGGCUAUGUGCUGUACCAGCAGAACUUCUAGAUUUGGUUGGAAAUCUUUGUAUUAUUCUCAAU
Molecule: messenger RNA, 1165 nt
Organism: Lolium perenne
Lineage: Eukaryota; Viridiplantae; Streptophyta; Magnoliopsida; Poales; Poaceae
Biological process (GO): negative regulation of transcription elongation by RNA polymerase II
Molecular function (GO): histone reader activity
Source: RefSeq, a predicted model, not a curated record